Molecule: messenger RNA, 330 nt
Organism: Penicillium soppii
Lineage: Eukaryota; Fungi; Ascomycota; Eurotiomycetes; Eurotiales; Aspergillaceae
Product: putative secreted antimicrobial peptide
Exons: 1
Coding region: 1-330 (109 amino acids)
Source: RefSeq, a predicted model, not a curated record
AUGAAGCUUCUUAUGAUCGCCACUCUUCUGGUCUCUCUCCUUACCUCUGCAAAUGCCACAGUUGUCAAGGCAUACGAAGGCACCUCUUGCAAUGGGGAAUAUGUGGGCUCGGUGAGCGCCUGUGGAAGCACGGGGCUGUCACAGAACUACAAGGUCAAAAGCCUUAGACUUGACUUCCAAAAAGCAACAGCCUCUUUCUAUAAGGAAAAACCCGAUAGUAAAGGAAACUGCGUGGGCGUCCGUAUUUCCAAAAACACCGAUCAGUGUGUGACACUCCCAACGGGUUGGGAUCGAUUUGGCUGUGUGAACAUCCAUGGCGGCACUUGCUGA